AUGUCCUUGGACAAUAUCCCCGACGAACUCUUGCCGCUGAUUGCGCAAUACCUUGAGCCGGAUGAACUCUACUCGUGGACGUUGACUGCGAGACGAUUUUAUGUCGUGCUGAUCGCAGAACUUUACUCUAUCGCUGUGUCUCGCGACGAGGAAGAGCUUGGAUGGUCGGUUUCCCUGAUCCUGGCGGCGGCGUCGAACCAAAACAGCGCGUUCAAAGCGUUGCUGAAACGGACCAAGCAAAUCAACGGGGCCAAUAUCAACGUUGAUCUGCUCCCAGGGGAUCAUGACUGGCUGGCCUUAAAGCGUAAGAUCAUCUGGGCGACCGUUCAUACCUCUCUGCUGCACGUGGUGUGCCAUCUCGGCAACGACGACAUGAUCCGUCUGGUGAUGGCCCAUGGCGCCGAUUCUUCCGUCUGCGACUCGUCGGGUUGGACGCCGUUGCAUCUGGCAGCCAUGUGGGACAAUGCCACCGCGACGCGGUCGCUGAUAGCCAGCGGCGCAGAUGUCAAUAUAGCGACCCGGGGUGGUGGCGAGUAUCACGAGUUGCCGUCCAGGGCCUUGCAUCACGCGAUUAUGGCGCGCCAUCCGAGAAUUUGGAAACUACUUCUCGAAGCAGGUGCCGAUCCCUCCGCAGAAUACGACGAGUCAGAAGACUCUCUUUGUCUCGCAGCCCAAUAUGGAGAUGUGGCCCUCGUGCGUCACCUUCUUGCCGGCUAUGAUUUCGCUCACCAGUCCGUAACGAACGCCCUAUCUUACGCUGCCAGAAACGAUGAUCCCUUGGUAGGGAAUGCACUUCUCAAUGCGGGGGCUGCUGUUUCCGACGUUGCAUUAUUCCAGGCAGCACGCUCUGAUAAUAUCCCUAUGAUCAAACUCCUUAUUGACGCCGGAACUGAUGUUACUGUGUUGGACAGCAUGGGAUAUAAUGUUCUAUACAAUGUGCAGAGCGCCGCAGCUGCCCAGUUGGUUUUGAAUGAAGCUCCUGGUUUAGCCACUUCCUCUAUCCUGCAUAGCUAUACGCUGCUGGACCGGCUGUAUAGGGACGACAAUCUUGUUCACCGAGCCAGAGACUGCAAGACUGUACCCUUAGCAUUACUGCUCAUUCAAAAAGGCAGCAGAGUCUCGGUUUCAGACAGCUAUCCUCACAGAAAUGCGUUUCAUGCAGCAGCGCAGGUCGGACAUAUAACUGUCGUCAAUGCAAUUCUGGAGCGACAAGGGUCAGUCGUUACUUCAAGAGAUUCUGACGGCAGCACUGCGUUACAUCAGGCUGCAAUUCCAUCAUCUGCAGGCAAAUUAAGCUGUGUUAAGGCUCUGGUGGAGUUUGGCAGUGAUGUACACGCCCUGACCGACGAACGACGAUCAGCACUACAUCAUGCGUAUGGCAAGCCACAGUGGGGAAUGGAUGUGCCUGAUUCGGAAAUCGAGGCUGUCACGAAGUAUCUCAUUGAAGCUGGGGUCGAUACGUCGAUUCAAUCGCUUGAUGGGAAUACAGCACUUCAUGAAGCCUUAACUCAUGAUCAGCCCACAUCGGCACUGAUCCUUCUUGAUGCAGGUGUUAAUAUAUCCGCAGUGAAUCGCUUUGGGGAGACAGCACUACAUCUCGCAGCUGAAAAGGGAUAUGUUGAGGUGUUCAAGAGGCUUAUCAAAAAGGACGGUAGUAUCUCUGCCCGCACUGCAAAAGGAGACACUGUGCUGCACCUUGCAGCACGUGAAGGAGCCCGCAGGCACAAUUCCAUUGAGGGGUACGUGAAAAUGGUGGCGUGUAUCCUACUUGGUCACGACAAUAUUUCCGUUCAAGCAGUUGGGGGCCAAGUAGGAUUGGAACCUCUGUCCAAGACAGGGCAUAUGGAAAUAAUCCGACUUUUUUGCAACGAGGCAGGGCAGGAUGUCCUGCUUCAAAACAACAAGGGAUUUACUGCCUGGGACAUAGUAAAACAAAGAGCCCAGGAGGUGGCAUGGUCUUCACUUGAGCCCACCCUGGGAAGUACAAGACCACUAGAUGCCGAAAUCGAUGAGACAGCCGGGUUGGACGGUCUUGGGGAUUUGUUUGGUGCCUGAUCAACAAACCUAGACAUCUAGUUGAGCAGAUGACCAAAUUGACUCUACUGGC
Messenger RNA from Aspergillus wentii DTO 134E9, 2107 nucleotides. RefSeq lists its product as uncharacterized. The transcript has a single exon. Bases 1 to 2055 code for a protein of 684 amino acids. The record is from RefSeq and is a predicted model, not a curated record. Gene Ontology annotation, molecular function: protein binding. NCBI's taxonomy places the organism in Eukaryota, Fungi, Ascomycota, Eurotiomycetes, Eurotiales, Aspergillaceae.